AUGCAGACGAUCAAGUGCGUCGUCGUUGGCGACGGUGCUGUCGGAAAGUUCCCUUCUGAGUACGUCCCGACCGUCUUCGACAACUAUGCGGUCACGGUCAUGAUCGGCGAGGAUCCUUACACUCUCGGCUUGUUCGACACGGCCGGUCAAGAAGACUAUGAUCGCCUUCGCCCCCUGUCCUACCCGCAGACGGACGUCUUCCUUGUCUGCUUCUCCGUCACCUCGCCCGCCUCGUUCGAGAACGUCAAGGAGAAGUGGUUCCCAGAAGUCCACCACCACUGCCCUGGUGUCCCCUGCCUCAUCGUCGGCACGCAGGUGGAUCUUCGGGAUGACUCGGCCGUCGUUGAGAAGUUGGCUAGGCAAAAGCAGAGGCCUGUGACCUUUGAUGCGGGAGAGAGGCUGGCGAGAGAGUUGGGCGCCGUCAAGUACGUCGAGUGCUCAGCGCUGACGCAGAAGGGUCUGAAGAAUGUGUUCGACGAGGCCAUCGUCGCUGCGCUGGAGCCCCCCGUCGUGCGCAAAAAGUCAAAGUGCGCCAUCCUCUAA
Molecule: messenger RNA, 543 nt
Organism: Jaminaea rosea
Lineage: Eukaryota; Fungi; Basidiomycota; Exobasidiomycetes; Microstromatales
Product: cell division control protein 42
Exons: 4
Coding region: 1-543 (180 amino acids)
Biological process (GO): small GTPase-mediated signal transduction
Molecular function (GO): GTP binding; GTPase activity
Source: RefSeq, a predicted model, not a curated record